GCUACUGCUCGCGAUUAAGCUGUCGAAAAAUAAGUGAAAUUAAGAAUUAGUUUGUUUUGAAAUCUGUCAAUUUUGCUGACUUGUUAAUCAGUUUGACAAAGUUGCUUCAGUGGUGCCUACCUUAACUUUUGAAGUGUUACUUAAGAUAUUAAUAGACUGUCACAAUGACCUAGCCUAAUUUAGUGAUUUCCUACUGAGCACAUGGUGAUUUUCUUCAACAUUUUGGAACAUUCACACAAAUCUAGAUUUCGGCUAAGCCAGACGCUCCGCUAUCAAGAUGGCCGAUCCCCAGGUUCAAGCAAAUGACGAGCAGGAAAUUGCCGAAGCGCAAAACUCGCUGACGGACCUGCUGUACGACGUGGUGGCCCAGGGUGCCACAACCCGGCUCGGUGGCUUCGUGUACCGCCGGAUUGACAGCGUCCUCUCGACGGUGGAAAAAACGGCCAAAUGGAGCCUGCCCCAGCCGGUUCUGGACGGUGGUGACGAGGCCAGCUCGGACGGAAGCAAAAUUUCCGCCCCGCCGCUGAUCCGUCCCCUGCCGUGGAUGCUUUUCCUGCCGGCCCUGGUGGUCAUGCGGAUGGUCCGCGUCGGACUGUCGCUGUUGGCACUGAUGGUCGGUCGGCCGCCGGUCACUCCGGCCUCGGUGGUUCACUUUGUGCAGAAUAAGCGGCGGAAGUUGCGCGCCCUCAAGUACCGCGGACAAAAGCUGGGCCGGAUUAGUCGGGCGGAGGCGAAAGCCGAAGACGAGCUGCAAACCACGUGGCUCAGCCGGAUUAUAAUGCCGCUGAGGACGAUCGUGUGCAGGCCGGGACGAGUUGUGGUAACCCCCCACCGCCACCACCAUCGUCACCCGCAGCGCCAGCAAAACCAGCAGCAGGAUCAGCAACAGCCGGGCCGGAAGCGGAACGCCCAGGAGCGGGACGUCGACGACGAUGACGAGAGUGGCCCCGAGGUGGACGAGGGCACCGUCAGCGAGCUGUUGGACAAGUACGCGGACGACGCCGGCGAUUCGAGCUUCCACGCCGAUUCAGCUUCCGGUGAGUCAUCUGACAGUUCCCUUUCGGAACAGGAAAAGUCCGCCGUCGAAGACGUUCCGUCCAAACCAGCGUCGGAAUCUGCAAAGAAGGAGAGCAACGGCCACGCCCCCAAGGAGGGCUCUCAGGCGAGGCGAAAAUCGGAUCUGAACGUUGAAUCAGCGCCAAAACCUGCCGAAAAUGGGUCCGUCGACAGUAGCAAAAAGCAGGAUGCAACGAAAGAACCCGCCGCCAAAGAGCCGGAAAAGGCAGAAGUGAAAGAAGACAAACCAAAAGCUACCGAAAAUGGAUCCACUGACGGUAGCAAAAGUCAGGACGCAGCCAAAGAAGAACGUCAAAAACAAGAGGCAAACAAGCCAAAGCUAAAUUCAACAGCGUCCGAUAGUGAGCGCACUGACAGUAAGCAGACGAGCGUAGCAGGCCAGAAGAACCAGCAAGAAGAAGAUGCUGCGAAAAAUCAAUCCAUGAGUGAUGUAAAGACCAAUUUCCAGCAGAAAAAUAAACAGCAGCAGCCGAAUCAACCGCAAAAUCAGCCCCAGCAAACGAAUGCUAACGGUGGAACUGGUGGCAAGAAGCAGAAAAGGCCCAGCCAAGGUCACCAGUAGUUUAUCUAAAAUGAAACAGAGAUUUUUUUUUUGCAUGAGUUUUGGUUCUAUAUAUUCAAUAUUUUGUUUACUUUAUAUUUUGCCUGCACGCUUUUGCUUGUUGUUUAAAGUGUUAUUUAAAAAUGUGUGUUUAUUGAAAUUAAAUAAAAAAUUAAAGAAAUAA
Molecule: messenger RNA, 1802 nt
Organism: Culex quinquefasciatus (southern house mosquito)
Lineage: Eukaryota; Metazoa; Arthropoda; Insecta; Diptera; Culicidae
Gene: Jabba
Product: transcriptional regulator ATRX homolog
Exons: 7
Coding region: 278-1639 (453 amino acids)
Source: RefSeq, a predicted model, not a curated record